GUACUAACUCAUCCGACUGUGCUGGGAGCUCACCAAAGCAAGGAAGCACACAGCUUUGUGAUGACAUCAGCAUGCAAACACUGCCUUUUGUGACAUGCAGGUGCUCAGGUUUGAAGCAGGCAGCAACGUUCCUGGCUCACAGCCAAGCUCAGGACAGAAAGCAUCACUGCUUGCUUCACCCAACUGCUGGGCAAAGCAAGGUGCCCAGGUCACAGUGCACUGCUGGAACACAACAACCUGUCCACCACUUCUGGCACCAGCAGCUCUGAACAUACCCGGAGCACUAGCAGCUCUGAUCAUACCCGGAGCACCAGCACCUGGCCUGCUCUCAUUCAGAAAGCAUCAGUCCUGCAGAAAGGACAAGAUUACAACGAUCCCUCCAGACAUUAGUUUUCACAUGCAACGAGGCUUGUUCAUCUCAUGUUCGGCUGUGUUAGCCAAAUGCUAUCUCAGUGGAAACCACAGCAGAGCAAGCUCUGAGAACUGCACGGCACAAAGUUACCUCGGCUUUUUGAAUGAGAAGAGCAAGAGAUCACCUCCAUACCCAGCGACAAUGGCAAGUACCAAGAGCAAGCCCUGUCUGUCGCCUUUCAAUAACCACUGCCGGCUGAUCCCAGCGUGGCCCAACAAGAGGGGAAGAAGGAAGAUGAAAUCUGUUUCUCUUCAUGCACCCACUGGCAGAGCUGUGGCUCCAGCCCCCUCACAUCUCUGCUGGUGACAGCAGGCAGAAGGAGCCCAGCUGCUCUGCUGCAAGGAGGGAUGGAGCAGAGGGAGCUGUUGCAGGGCCAGCACUUAAGAGAAAAGCAUCUUCUGCCUGACAACUCAGCAAAUCCAAUCUGGAACUGGCAGGAAAGAAUAAAUGUAAAGCCUCCAAAUGUCAUUUCAGGGGUUCAGCUGCC
Molecule: messenger RNA, 899 nt
Organism: Meleagris gallopavo (turkey)
Lineage: Eukaryota; Metazoa; Chordata; Aves; Galliformes; Phasianidae
Source: RefSeq, a predicted model, not a curated record